AAUUACAAGUUUGGUGGACAAAAUCUAGUAGUAUAAAUACGGCGGUAAUUCGUGCAUAUAUACCCCUUUUUGUCUCAACAGUCCAAAUCGGGGAUUACUGGGAUUUCAGUUCUCUGACAACCCUAGUUUUAGCAGCAUAUUAAUUCCGCGAGCUGCUCUGCAUGAUUUCAUCAAUUGAUUCAAUUCACAGUGAUUUAUUCCUUGAUCUGGAAUCGCUGAUCUGCUCCGGAGCAUGGAACGGAUCGUCGGAGGCAAAUUCAAACUCGGUCGGAAGAUCGGUAGCGGAUCCUUUGGUGAAAUUUUUCUAGCUACGCAUAUUGACACCUUCGAGAUUGUUGCAGUGAAGAUUGUAAGUUGGUUUCGCUGGCUUUUUGGGGAUGUUGAUUUGUUGCAGUUUGGGGUUAAUUAACGUCAUAUGUGGUUUAUUAUUGUGAUUUGGAUUAAGUUGGAGUGAGUUGUGGAGUUCAAUGACGAAAUAAAUAAGCAUCCAAUUGAAUUCGGUAUGUACGUGUGUGAUGUAAUAAUUAAUGGAAUUUUGAAGCUGUGGGAUGACGUAAAAAUUGUUUAUUGGCCGUCAUGUAUACUCACCCUGAAAAGUCUCCAGAAAUGCUUUUUGCCUAUUGAUAAUUCAGUUAACCAGAAUGUGUUGACGUUGGUAACUUUUAGAUGAUUCAUAUAAUUUAAGCUGUAAUUUAGCAAACCGAUGAAAGAAUACAGCUUAUGAACGGAUGAUAUUUCCAUGGGCGUUAUUGCCCGUGUCAGGUGGAUUCACUGACUAAGGAUUCUGGACACAGUUUAUGACUGAUAUAUACUACUCAUUUAGAUAAAUUUAUUGACGCUAUCAUUCAAAUUGAGACUCAAAGACCUUUCUUGCUGGAGUGAACAUAUUGAAACCGACAGCAUGGUUUUUUUCUGCUAAUAAAGCAGGAUCAAGCUUGAAUCUUUGUUUCAGUUCAGCAUUUGACCAAAAUGACUUUUAAAUUGACUAAAGUGUGGAGUAUUUGCGAGUGUAUGUAUGUUACUCCAUUACACCUCUUUUUCUGAUUUUUCUGUUCACGGUUUUGUAGGAGAAUAAUAAGACGAAACAUCCACAAUUGUUGUAUGAAGCAAAGUUAUACAACAUUCUCCAGGGAGGAAGUGGAAUUCCACGGAUAAAGUGGUCUGGUGUUGCUGGAGAAGACAAUGCCCUAGUACUUGAUUUACUGGGUCCUAGUCUGGAGGAUCUCUUUGUCUACAGCGGCAGGAAAUUCUCUUUGAAGACUGUUCUGAUGUUAGCUGAUCAGAUGAUUACAAGAAUCGAGUAUGUUCAUUCUAAAGGGUUCUUGCACAGGGAUAUUAAGCCUGAUAACUUCCUCAUGGGACUUGGUCGAAAAGCAAAUCAGGUUUACAUCAUUGAUUUUGGUCUCGCUAAAAGAUAUCGUGAUGCAACUAGUAACAGGCACAUCCCUUACAGGGAGAACAAGAAUUUAACUGGCACUGCACGCUAUGCAAGUUGUAAUACUCAUCUCGGAAUCGAGCAAAGCCGCCGAGAUGAUUUAGAAUCUCUUGGAUAUGUUCUUCUCUACUUCUUAAGAGGAAGCCUUCCAUGGCAGGGCUUGAAAGCUGCGACCAAAAAACAAAAAUAUGAUAAGAUAUGUGAGAAAAAACUGUCAACUCCUAUUGAGAGUUUGUGCAAGUCUAAUCCGGUGGAGUUUGCAUCAUACUUCCAUUACUGCCACUCAUUGACGUUUGACCAACGGCCUGACUAUGGCUUCCUGAAACGACUCUUUCGUGAACUCUUUGCCCGUGAAGGGUACGAGUUUGAUUACAUUUUUGAUUGGACUAUCCUAAAGUAUCAGCAGUCACAAUCAAGCAAAAUGCCGCAACGUCCAACGCCUGCUGAGAGCAGUCGCGCAGUUCAUAUGGAUACAGAAAGAUAUCAAGUUGGUAGCAGUGCACCUUUUUCAGCUGAUAUGGCUGAACGAGGACGAUCGAAUAAUGCCUCAAGUCCUGGGAUUCGGAUGCAAUUCAAAUCACCUCCAAAUAGGACCAUGACACCGCUUGACAAAAAUGUAUUGAACCCUGCGCAAAUGCCUUCUACUUCAUUUCCCUCUAAUGGUGUACCAAAAGGCAAUGUUUCAAGACCCAACGUUGCAGCUGAAACAAAUUCUGGCAACGGACACGGGGAAAAUACUGGUCCAUCAAGCAGCUGGAUGUCUUCUUUGCGGCGCAUCUCCUCUGCGAAGUGACCACAAUGGAUCACAUGGUUAUAAUCUACUCAAUCAUGGAAGCCCGUGAAUAUCCUGGUUAUUGAUCCCUACAUACUGUGGCAAAUGUAGAGAAUCCAGUGUAUUGGGAUUUUUAUAUGCAAUAAUCUAUUAUGAGGAAGAUGCUGGAUCAUUUCAUCGAAGAUAUAGAGCUUGGUUUUGGCAUUUUCAUCUAUUGUUGGGAGCUGGAGUUGAUGUCUUUCCAAUGAUAAGGGUACACAAUCCUUUACAAAGAGCAGAGCUCAUUUCUAGAGUUGUACAUAGAUGUAACAAAAUUUGAUGCUGCAACUAUGCAUCUUUUCAUCCAAAUUUUAUGUAAGAUCAAUGAUUGUGUUAAGUCUUAUUUCUGUCGACAGAUUGUGCAGUUGGUGGGAGCAAUUUGUUUGCAAUUUCACAUGGUAUCAAUAAUUUGUUUGUGCUGUAAGCAAUAUUGCUUUCACCGAGGAACCCUGUGUUUUAUGCGAGUAAACAGUUGGAAUUGUAACUGGAUUAAUUGUUCUUUUAAUUGAAGCUCGACUUUGUGAGGCUAAAAAUGCGAUUUGGAUAUAGCGCAGUAGAUGGUUUUAUGCUUGGUAUAUAGAAUUGAAUAAUUUGGUACUGCAAUUUCCCCCUGAUCUUUUUGGUCAUUGUUACACUCAGAAUCUUGAUGUAGAAAGUCCCCAAAUGCUUCUUUCGUGUCUUUUUCAUAGUGUUAUUUGGCAUUAUUUGUCAUAUUCAUACUCAGGAGGCAAUGGGAUGGUAGGUUGUUUUUUGCAUUUAUUAGGAUUGGAGAACUAUGCUUGGUCAUAAUUGUCCUUCAGAUUUCAGAAACCUCCAUGUUAUUAGUUUACUUCAGUUUAUAUGCUGCAUGCCUUCUUCCCCUUUUCUGCUGCCCCCAAUCUUCCCUCUAUUUAUUCACACUUGAAUUAUAUCAUGUGUUUGAAGAUAUCUUAAUGUUUGUUGUUUGUAUGUUGAUUAUGACCCAAGUUUUCAUCAUCUGCUAGGCAGGUGAGGAAACUUGAUAUUACAUUAGCUCUUCUGUAGUCUACUGUUUACAUCCUUUAGUGAAUCAUUGUAGGUGCAAUUGUGAAAUAGCAGAAGUUGCAGUAACCUUGAACUUUUGGCUUUCUAACUUAUAUGUCUCUUCAGUUAUCAGUUUAAAUUUGAAAUUUGCAGGAUAUCUUUCAGAAAAAAGAACCAAGUUGCUGACAAGUGUGGUUGAAGAAUUUUGGAAGAUCACCAUCACAUGCUCUCGGCAUCUGUUAUUUCGACGGUGGAAACCUGCUUGGAUGUAUUUGAUUGAAGUUGUUAUGCACCUGGCAAACAAUGCACUGUAGAGGCUUCAGCUGAUUGAUCACUGAUUAUGUGGCAAACUGCCAUAUACUGACGUGAGACGGGCGAUUGAACUCUGAGGCCAUUGGUUGCAACUUGCAACACGAUAAGGCCUGUACCAAUCUGUUUAUUUGGCUUCCAAAUGUUAAUAAAUUAUUUUAAAUUUCUUAGUUGUUGAUUGGGCAUGCAGCAAGCUAGACUGUGGUAAAAGGUGCUUUGUUCUCUAUGUUGCCAUAGUUUUGUCUGGUCAAAGUGCUUUUUUAAAUGCUGCAGAUUUUUGAUUAUGAGGUCGAGGCACUGUUGGGUUUUUUAGGCUUUCUGCUUGCUUGAACAUUGUUUUCUUGUAGUAAAGUAUAAGGAAGUGUGGUUGACAGCUGGGGAGGAGCAACCAAAACACCAGUGGUCAAUCUCAAAGCCACAGGUUUCUGCUACCCAGUGCGGAUGCUAGAAGUUCUAUAUCUCAUUCUAACGUUGCACAGGUUGCUAGGUGUGAUUCUUCUCUUUUAACGUAGCACAGAUUUCUUGUACAAUGAGGAUUGUGGAGGUAAAUUGAUGUUGUGCCUGCAAAAUUGUAAUCCUUCUCAUAUAAAGGAUGCUCCGGUUAGGAUGAGGCCUGUGGAGGUUGAUGUCUUGCCUGUUUCAUGUUUUGUUAGAUGUACCAUGAGACACCUUGCAGUUUUAUUUAUAUAAUUUUUAAUCUUUGAAUGGUUAUGGAGCCCUUGUACCCCCUGAAAUGAAUGAUUUUUUUUAGAGUUAUAGUUGCUUCAUGCUCCACUCCGUCUCUUCCUAUGUCCACAACAGUAUGAAUUUGCUUCCUCAUGCUGUCUCGUGAUGUCAAUAUAGAUUUUGCAGAGGUAUAUUUCAUUUUCACUGUUUUUUGGGUCCUCUUGUGGGCAGUGGCCAUUUACAAAUAUGGUAUAUGUUUACUCAGUCUCUAGGCUGAGGUCGUUUAAAC
Molecule: messenger RNA, 4512 nt
Organism: Oldenlandia corymbosa var. corymbosa
Lineage: Eukaryota; Viridiplantae; Streptophyta; Magnoliopsida; Gentianales; Rubiaceae
Source: the annotation of a GenBank genome assembly